Molecule: messenger RNA, 5497 nt
Organism: Silurus meridionalis
Lineage: Eukaryota; Metazoa; Chordata; Actinopteri; Siluriformes; Siluridae
Gene: tprn
Product: taperin
Exons: 4
Coding region: 218-2638 (806 amino acids)
Molecular function (GO): phosphatase binding
Source: RefSeq, a predicted model, not a curated record
UGAGCGAUUACAGGUGCAGGGGGCGGGGCUACUGCAGGCAGGCAGGGCAGGCGGGCAGGCAGCAUCACGGGAGAAGAAGCAACAUCGGGACGAGGAAGAUGUGCGGAUAACAGCGCGGCUGCUCGCCUGCUUCUAAGCCUUCGUUGCUCAGUGUCCUCUCCUCCCUCCCUUUCUUUCCUUCUUCCACCGCUUUCUCUAUCAUUGUUUGGGGCUUGUCAUGUCGGCCGGGGACGUCGGUGUGCUUCGCCAAGAGGCCGGCAAAGAGGGCUCAAGAAUGCCGGCCUGGAAACGAGAGCUGCUCGAGCGGAGGAAAGCGAAGGGCGGCGGGACCGUGUCCGGGCCAGGUGUCGACUCCUCCGUCUCUUCUCGGGUUAAUGGCGAGCUAACGGGAAGUGGCCAGGACGAAAUGAACGGAGCGAAGCGGACGUACACCAUUACGCCCGCGGGGAAACGUAGCGGAGCAGCCGCCGGCGCUACCGCCGCAUCCCCAGACGUGUCACCGGUGAAAACAAAAGACCCAUGGUCGACCACGGAUCUGGGCGACAGAGCGACAUCAUCGCUAAAGAUGGAUAACGGCGUGCUCCAGGAGAGCCUGGGUCCCAUCAAGGAGAAUCCGUUUAUCAAGCUGGAGAAGGAGCGCAAGAAGCGACGGGAGCGAGAAAGUGCCUCUCGGCCGCUGCAGCACAUUUUGGAAAUGUACGGCUCCGUGCCCGGGAUCCGCACCAUCCGCGCCGAGAACAUCAUCAUCAUCGAAUCCGAUCCGGACUUCAUUCGCGCCUCGGGAGCGCAGCAGAACGGCACGGUCAGCGGAUACAGCUCGCUCAGCGACCUGCUGGACCGCAGAGGUAGUCCGGUUACCGAGAUCCACGCGAAGGAAGUGGUGAUCUACGACACUGCGCUCAGCAAAAGCGAGGAGAACCUGAGCACGCUGGGUCGCGGCGCCUACGAGAUCUCCGACCUGGCGCAGGGCACGGUGAGCCGCAUGCUCCAGAAAUUCGACCGGAAGUGCGGCAGGUUUCAUGGCAAGUCUCGCAGUUCGGAGAAUCUCCUAGACUUGGACACGAGUCCUGUCCUGGCAUCUCCUCGAGCCAGAUUCCAUCAUCCAGACGUGGUGCCAAAAUGUGAGCCGUGCCCACAACCGGGCUCUCCUGUUCGUAUCCCUGCAUACUAUAGCCAGCCAGUCUUCCAGAGCAGACAGUCUUCCGAGAAGAGACACCAAGAGUCUCCUAACGGCUCUGAAAGUAGCAGUCCUGUUCCCGGAUCUCCUCAGUCGGUGUCUUCCUUUCGACGUCGUUUUGAGGCAGUAGGCGGUCGCAGUGUCACCGUGAACUCUAAAGAGGAGACAGAGAGGAGUCCAAGCAUGUCUAAGCCUGUCAGAGAGAGGGACUGGGACAGCACUGAUGGGGUGUCUAAAGCCAAGGUGCCAUGCUCUCCGGAGAGCCACUGUGCCCGUGCCGAGUCCUUGGCGAGUCCCACUUUGCCCUUAAUUUUACCCAAAUUUGAGAUCCGGCCCUCGCCGCGCCCAGAUCUGUCUACGUUGCCUGCCAACGACGUCCAGGCUCAUGCCCUGGCCAACCUGCGUCUCCAGUCACGCAAUUCCUUUACCGUCAUCCCAAAGCGGCAUGGGGUCCCGUCUGAGCCUGGAAGCACCGCACCCUCCAGCCCCGUUCUUUUGCCUGCUUGCCCACAGGUAGAGCCUUCAGUGCCCUCUGUGCCAAUCCCUGCCCUUCCCAUUUCAGCUUCUCCAGCUCCAGAAAAAAUCGUUGUGACCUCUGUGCCACCUGUCCCAGACAAAACAGAACUGUCGCUUCCCGAAACGCCUAGCUUGCUCACCUUAUCCUGUGAUCGCUCGAGUCCUUCACCUGAUUCACUCACAAAGUCAAUUUCUAUUCCCGAGCCGUCUCUAGAGAAGCUGCCUGUUACUAAUAUCGACGACGUACUGGUAGAGUCCUCACUGCCCUUCCCCAGCCCUAUGGUGCAAAGGAAAAAAGGAAACACAUUUACAGUUGUCCCAAAGCGCAGGACUGAGGCCCAGCCUAGCACUCCUGUAGUGCAGGAGCCAGCCCAGGAACCUGAGCAGGAACCUGCUGCAGUGCCACAGGGGUCACCGUCCUCUGCGGAGGCUCCUUAUGCUCAGCUGGGAACGCUGCUAAAAAAACGUUAUCCUGCAGCGGAAGAAAUCCAGGUGAUCGGUGGAUACUUGUCUCUGGGCCGGUCCUGUUUGUCCAAGACUGGCUCUACAGGAAAGAAGCUGAAGAUUUCCUUCAACGAGUCGAGCCUGCAGAGCACCUUCGAGUACCCGUCCGAGAGUAGCGUCUGGGACAGUGGCGAGGAGGAAGAAGAGGGAGGAGGAGGAGGAGAGGACGAAGGAGGCGUCAGCGUGGAAAGGAUCCACAUCCCCCGACCAAGUUACACCUCCAGCCCGACCAGCCACAGCCCAAACAGCACUGAUCUAUCCAGCUACACUCCAAAGCACUCUGUGGACUUCACUGCUUGGCAGGAGAAGAAGCUCGGUGACUCCACAGACCCGGCUGAUGCAAAUUCCCAGUCUGCUGUCAUGUCCAACGAAGUGAUGCUCACUCCAGCAGACAGCUCCUCUCUGUCGGACUUCAGCAGCGAACCAGCUCUAUACUUCUAAAUCUCCCCAAAACCCAGGAGCACAUGGGACCAACCACCAGCCUGGACACCUCACAACCACACACACACACACACACACACACACACAGAUACACAAAUGCAGACGAGAAGCAGCAGUAGCAUUUGCGCAAAACAAACAACAAAAAAACGAGCAGUCUUUUCAUUCCAUCUCUAAUGAGGUUUGGUGUAAAGUUGAUCGGAUUUGCUCUUGACUUCCUGUCUUCUUGUGCUUUAUGUACUGAGAGAAAAAAAACCCUCAAAGGCUCAAAUGCAGUCUUUCAGUCUCUCAGCCUCUGUAUCUGUGUAGCCCAGUUCACCUCAUGAAAGUGACCAAAUGUCUGGAGGAAGACGCUCGAUGCAAGCAGAUGUAAAUAAUCAGACUGACAAGAAAAAGGAAAUGAAAAAAACGGGACACACCAAACAAAAGGGUGCCACGAUUCUUCUUGGUUUUGUUCUUUUUUUUCCCUUUGUGUAUGUUUCAUGUCUCCUGGAUGUCUGUGUUGUGCAACUUGUCCACUACUUUUACAAACGACCUCACGCGCCGAGUUCGAGUCAGAUUUGCGGCGUGGUUUUUCACGCUUGUUUUUUUUUUUAAAAGCAAGCAGCUCUUAAAGGCCGAGUUACGCUGCUAUUGCGAACAAAACAAGGCGAGACGUAAAAACGAUACAGCAUCAUGCGUGAAAGUGCAGCUUUUAUUACUGGCUGUGAAAAAAAAAGCGGGAGGAUAGACUGAUUUCACUGCAGCAACGGAGACUGAUUAAAGUGGAUCACAUGGAAUUGGAUCGUAGAUUCUCUGGUUGGCCUUUUGUGGCCGAUCACCAAGUCGAAUUCAAUAAGAUGUUAUUUGUAUUGCGCUUUUAAUAAUGGACAUUGUCUCAAAGCAGCACUAAGGAGAUAACGCAGUUAUAAAAGAAAGUAUACGUUCGUUCAUUGUAGUCGUAAGUUUGUCCCUAAUGAUUGAGCCAGUGGCGACUGUGAGGAAAAACUCCCUGAGAUGUCAUUAGGAAGAAACCUUGAGAGGAACCAGGAAUCUGGGUGGCACAGAAUGUUCAUUAAUCACAGUUUUAUCAUUGUUAAAGAUUGUAGUAGGCUUGAUAUCAAUUACAGUCCAAAUCCAUCCUCAAGUUUCUUGAAUUGCUCUGGAACUUUUUAGGAUGUUGAUGUACGGUUUAAAUCCCAGCAUCGCCUAGCAAUCACGAAACAUUUCAUUGCGGAUUGGGGAAAAAAAAAAAAAAAAAGAUUAGAUCCCGAUCUCGGGCUUAACCCUAAACUGGGAUAGAUAAUGAAGCCUGAUUUGACCCAUUGAAAUUGAAAUUUAAUUAAAAUAUAUAUACCCCACAUAAUCUAAUAUCCUAAAAUCAGAUAUUUGAUUUGAUCAAAAUGAGCGGAACCGGAUCGAAAUCUGCAGAUCCGACAUGUGACUUAACUGACUCUGUCAGGAAGUGAAUCGGAGAUGAAAAACGAACAAGAAAACGAGCCUACAAACCCGUUGCUGUGUAAAUAAACGUACCCAAUUUCUUGCCAAACGGGUCAAAUUGUCGAGGUUGAAAGCAGUAAAUUGAACCGAGGAGAUGAACAACCACCGUUCAACGAUCACGCCACGUAUAGCCUCGUGUUCGACCAGAAGCGUAACUCGGACUUUACAGACCACCGCGAGUUAAAAAAAAAAAUAUACCACCGCAGAUGUUUUCAACUAACACAAUGCAGCACUUUAAAUAUGCAGCGUAAACAAGCUAUAUUUAUACCACUCUCGCGUACGAGAUGUCAGAACACUGUGUCAGUGAUGUAACGGCAUGUCCAACACCACAGUAUUGUUCAGCCACGCCAACAGACGUUUCCUCUGGUGUUAGACUUUUUUUUUUUACGUGUUGUGACAUCACUGUAUGAGGUAAUAGAAGCAGGUUAGGAUUGUAUUUACAUCAUCCUGCUACGUGAACUCAUGACGUUUAUAAGCGAGACCGUGUGUGUGAGAUCGACAAAAUGACUGACUGGACACACAAUGCCAACUGACCCCAGUGUGUAUGUGUGUGUGUAUGAGAGAGUCAUAUUAGUCUCAAUGUGCUUCUUUGGCCAGUAUUGAUGCAGAGGUUCUACACUCUUGGAACACACUUUUCAUAAUUUAUUUCAUACAAACACACAAAAAAAAGGAAAAUGUUAUUAUUUUAUAUAUGUGUCUUUUUAGGAAUUUUAGCAAGACGUCCUAUACGUCAGCCGUAGCAUCAAGGUGCUUCGUGUUAAAACAAAAAAAAAAAAAAAAGAAGGAAGAAGACAACUUUUAUUUUAUUCAUUUGCACUGUUUGUUGUUUUUUUUUUUUUUGCUUUAUUUUGCACCUUGUGUGCUCUCGCUUAAAACGUCGAGACGCAUGGGGAAGUGUCGCCGUCAUGGAUGGACAGAUAUUCAAGAAAUUAUAACCCUGACAAACACCGAAAUAGCAGAGGUUACUAGUUAAGUAGUACAAGUUCCUGUAAUUCUAAUGUGAUUCUCACAGGAAAUAGAGAAAGUUGCCAUAGCAGACGUCAGAUGCUUCAUUCCACUAACAGUUUGAUUAAGUUACAAUACGUAUAUAUAGCAAGCCUGAAAAAAACUAGCGAAAUUGUUAUAGGUAGCUUAGAAGGCUUCAGAGGAAAAAAAAAAAAAAAAAGGCACAGGAUCCUAAGCUUUAAGUAUGAGCUUCAAAAAAAAAGAAAAAAAGUAACCGUCCAUCCAUUCUUCCACACCUCCCCCCUGUUUAUUUUCAUGCUGGAAAAGGGUUGCUGUUUGUACCAUUUUAGUUUCUGGUAUUUAUGUCAAUGGCUCCAUUUCCAUGUACAAUUUGUGUCAUUGAUUUUUCGAAGGAUAUUAAAAUAUAUACCUGUGAAA